This is a messenger RNA of Grus americana (Whooping crane), 1684 nucleotides long. It is a transcript of the gene APOD, whose product is annotated as apolipoprotein D. The transcript is spliced from 5 exons. Gene Ontology annotation, molecular function: cholesterol binding. The record is from RefSeq and is a predicted model, not a curated record. The coding region runs from base 213 to 782 and encodes 189 amino acids. NCBI's taxonomy places the organism in Eukaryota, Metazoa, Chordata, Aves, Gruiformes, Gruidae. Gene Ontology annotation, biological process: lipid transport; brain development; tissue regeneration.
GUCGAGGAUCAGGGAGUGGCUUGUGCUAGCACUGAAUAAUGAUGAUCCCAGCAUGCUUAUAAAACAACGAGGCGGAGAGCUCACCACAGAGCUGUUCCUUGCAGCCCUGGUCCUCUGCAGAGCAUCACUCCGCCUCGUCAGCCAAGAGUUCUGCUCCAGGGAGGCCCCGGCUCAGCUAUUUUCCUUUUUCCCGCCUGCAUCCCGGCACAGCCAUGCUGAGCACGGCGGUGCGGCUCUCGGUCCUGCUCGGCCUCCUUGGCCUUGGGAAAGGCCAGAUGUUUCACAUGGGACCGUGCCCAGAUCCACCGGUCCAAGAAGACUUCAAUAUCAACAAGUAUUUGGGGAAAUGGUAUGAGAUAGAGAAGCUGCCCUCAAGUUUUGAGAAAGGAAGGUGCAUCCAGGCAAAUUACUCGCUGAAGGAGAAUGGGAAGUUCAAGGUGAUCAACAAGGAGCUGCUUUCCAAUGGCAAAGUCAACGAAGUUGAAGGAGAAAUCAUGCACAUGGAUGUAAAGGAGCCGGCCAAGCUGGGUGUCCGCUUUAACUGGUUCAUGCCUUCUGCCCCUUACUGGGUCAUCUCCACCGACUAUGAAAACUACUCGCUGGUUUACUCCUGCACUAACAUCCUCUGGCUCUUCCACAUUGACUACGCCUGGAUUCUAUCAAGAGCUCCCGAUAUGCACCCAGAAACCGUGGAGCACCUGAAGAGCGUCCUCCAGUCCUACAAGAUUGACACCGAGAAAAUGAUGCCCACGGAUCAACUUAACUGCCCUUCCGAGAUGUAACUCCCGGCACGCAGUGACGCAGCGCCAGACCAGCCAGGAACUUUGUUGCUUGCUUUAUUAUCCAUUAGAAUUUCUCUAUGUAACAGAGAUAUGUAAUAAGCCUUUCGCUAACGGUAGUUUGCCAGCCCUGCGUUACUCUUUGCUGUUGUUCCCUCUGUCGCUCUCCCCCCUUUUUCGUCUCGCUCUGACUUUUGCAGAGUAACUGAUUCAAAGCUGACGGGUGAAGAAAAGAAACCCUGAAGUGCAGACGUGAAGCUCUGCCGUUGCUGAGAGUCCUCCAGUAUGUGGAUGCAAAAGGGUAUGAGAUGUGAUGUGAAAGUAUUAGUGGAAAAACCUUUCGUCAUGGUUCGUUUCCCAUUUUUGUUUUGAUGCUCCUAGGAGUGUAUGAUGUCAGAGCUCCAUCGCAGGCACUGCCUUCCCAGCAGCAACACCCAGACACCGGGGGGGGGGGGCAGUCCUGCAGCCUGGGAACUGAGACUGGGGGUCUUUCAUGUUUUCUGGUGCAGGCUGUAGGUGUACGUUGCUGCCAAAUCAGCAGGCCUUCUUGCUAGAAAUCAGACCUGGCCCUUUGUAUUUAAAGUCUGAGAAGUCUAAAAAUGUCCAGAAAUUCAGCAUCGCCCCAUCCCCAGCGUCUGUACGUGACCCCGCACUCCCAAGGGGUCAGCUCUGAGAGUACCCGUAAGCAGACAGAGACGGGGCUGCUCCCUUGUCCUCUCUUCCCGAGGCUUUUCCCUAAACAAACACCGAGAGACGGCAGGCUUCUGCCUGACACGCUGCUCACCGCUUUUGUACGUGCCGAGUGCCCGCUGGCACUGCAUCUGCCCCGGCAGGUGCUCACCAGGCACCACGACAACUCUGCUUGCAUAGCAUUAAUGCAACUCAUUAAAAGUGAAAUCAAAAUA